AUGCUUUUUAACGUUGCCUUCUUUUGCUCUGCAGCUCUGGCUGUUAGCGCCAGCAAUGAGUGGCGAGCGCCUACUGCGUCCGAUCGCCGAAGCCCUUGCCCCAUGGUUAACGCUGUCGCCAAUCACGGAUAUCUCCCUCGCGACGGCCUCCAUAUCUCGCUUGAAGAUCUGAUCGUCGCCUUCACCGACGCCAUCAACCUCGACCCAGCUGCGACAACCCUUGUUGGCACAAAGGCUCUUACCACUGGAAAUAACGGAACCUUCAACCUCGAUGACCUGAACAAGCAUGGAGUCAUCGAGCACGACGGCAGUCUGAGCCGCGCCGACAUCUUCUUCGGCGACAACCACAGCUUCAAUGAGACCAUCUGGGCCGCCACUGCCUCUCACUUCACCGAGCCAACCAUCUCAAUUGUGACCGCCGCCAAGGCUCGCAAGGAUCGCCUCAAGGCUGCUGAAGCUGCUAACCCAGAUUUCUCGCUGCCUGCCGAUCUCCAGCAGUUCAGCUUCAUCGAGACUGCACUUUACCUGUCUGUCUUUGGAAACUUGAACGAUGGAAAUGCCAAGACUGAAUGGGUCAAGACACUGUUCCAGGAGGAACGCCUACCUUUCGAGGAGGGAUUUAAGAGAUCUGACGACGUGAUCACUGCUGCUGGUAUCCUUGGUCUCGUUGCCAAGGUCGCUGUUGCUAGCAUCUAA
Molecule: messenger RNA, 696 nt
Organism: Fusarium proliferatum ET1
Lineage: Eukaryota; Fungi; Ascomycota; Sordariomycetes; Hypocreales; Nectriaceae
Exons: 4
Coding region: 1-696 (231 amino acids)
Molecular function (GO): peroxidase activity
Source: RefSeq, a predicted model, not a curated record